AAGCCAAACAAAAAUCUAAGUCAACAGUAAGGUUACUUAUUCAGUAGUUCUUCUCUCUCGAAUUUUCACUCACUUUCUGUGCAUCAAUGGCGGCGAUAAGUCUCCGGAAGGGGAACACGCGGCUUCCGCCGGAGGUGAACCGCGUGCUGUACGUUCGGAACCUUCCCUUCAACAUCACCAGCGAGGAGAUGUACGACAUCUUUGGCAAAUACGGCGCCAUUCGCCAGAUCCGCAUCGGCACCAACAAGGACACUCGCGGAACCGCUUUCGUCGUCUACGAGGACAUCUACGACGCCAAAACCGCCGUCGACCACCUCUCCGGCUUCAACGUCGCCAACCGCUACCUCAUCGUUCUCUAUUAUCAACAAGCGAAGAUGAGCAAGAAGUUCGAUCAGAAGAAGAAGGAGGACGAGAUCGCGCGCAUGCAGGAGAAGUACGGCGUCUCCACCAAAGAUAAGUAAAUGUAAAAUACUUCGUUCCUUCUCGGAAGUGCCUAGGGUUAGGGUUUGGGUUUUCGAGACUCUGUUUGGUGGUUUUAUUGUACUGUUAUUGUUGGAGUAAGUAUAAGUGAGUAUGAAUUCAUGUUUACGAUGUUAUUUGUGAGAAUGAAAUCAAAUAUAAAUUCAUCGGAAGUGCCUUGUGGUUGUUGGUUAGGGUUUUUCGAGAAACUCGCCUCUGUAUUUACUUUGGUUUAAUUGUGUUGCCGUUCGAGUUGCUAUUGAAUAGUAUAAACGGUUAAACUCAA
Molecule: messenger RNA, 745 nt
Organism: Glycine soja
Lineage: Eukaryota; Viridiplantae; Streptophyta; Magnoliopsida; Fabales; Fabaceae
Product: splicing factor 3B subunit 6-like protein
Exons: 1
Coding region: 87-461 (124 amino acids)
Biological process (GO): mRNA splicing, via spliceosome
Cellular component (GO): precatalytic spliceosome; catalytic step 2 spliceosome; U2 snRNP
Molecular function (GO): RNA binding
Source: RefSeq, a predicted model, not a curated record